Molecule: messenger RNA, 4395 nt
Organism: Mytilinidion resinicola
Lineage: Eukaryota; Fungi; Ascomycota; Dothideomycetes; Mytilinidiales; Mytilinidiaceae
Product: P-loop containing nucleoside triphosphate hydrolase protein
Exons: 3
Coding region: 1-4395 (1464 amino acids)
Biological process (GO): transmembrane transport
Cellular component (GO): membrane
Molecular function (GO): ATP binding; ABC-type oligopeptide transporter activity; ATP hydrolysis activity
Source: RefSeq, a predicted model, not a curated record
AUGGGACGCGCGGAGCUCACCGAGGAGCGCAAGUCGCGGACGGAAACCCACGAAUUCGAAGAAGGCAAAAACCAGGAUGUGGAUACUACCGAAUUGGAACACAUCCGCAAGGCGGGCUGGAAGGCGCUCUUCAGCUUCACAACCAGAAAGCACUUGGGGAUCCUGGCGUCUGCGACGAUCUCAGCUAUGGUCUUCGGCCUGGUCCUCCCAGCAGCCUCGGUCUUGCUAGGCUUAAUAGUGAACCAAUACACCAACUUCGGCGCGCGAAGAAUCUCUGGUGACGAGCUUCUGAGGAAUGUUUCGAAGUAUUGCAUCUACUUGACAGUCUUGGGAGCCACUUCAUGGGUCACAAACAUAUUCAGUCAAACGCUAUGGUUGACCUUUGGGGAAAUGCAGGCGAGAAGCGCAAGGGAUCGCAUGUUCAAAAAUCUUCUCUCAAAAGAUAUUGAAUGGUAUGACAUGAGGAGGAAUGGAAUAGGCGCAUUUUUGCCAAGAGUACAAACGCAAAUCCGCGAGCUUCAACUGGCAGCCUCCCAACCCAUGGCAGAAGCGGUCCAAUGCCUUUCCACAGGCAUCGGAGCUAUCAUACUCGCACUGGUCUUCUCCUGGAACCUGACCCUCGUCAUCAUAGCCACGGUGCCGAUCGUGUUCAUUGUGAUGACUAUCCUGUCAGCUCGAAUCGGCCCACAUGUUCACGAACAAGGAGAGAGGCUUCAAGGAGCGAUGAAGUACGUCACAAAUGCCUUCCGGAGUAUUGAGAUGGUCAAAUGCUUCAACGGACAAGAAUCUGAACUUGAGAGAUACACCCGAGCUAUUAGAGAGGCUGCAAAGAGCUACACCAGACAAGCCAGCUUGAAGUCAAUGCAGUUGGCGUUUCUGCAGUUUUGCACGCUUUCGGUCUUUGUACAAGGAUUUUGGUAUGGGAGCACACUCAUUGCGCGUGGAAAGCGGAGCCCUGGCCAAGUCAUAACCACCUUCUGGUGUGCUUUGGUGGCAGUCCAGGCUGUGACGUCGUUCAUUCCUCAACUGAUAGUUAUUGAGAAAGGCCGAGUUGCGGGUGCAAAACUUCGAGCGGUGAUGGCUCAGAUGCAGGCGGAAUCGAAUGCAACCGGGGAUGAUGGCGGGAUCAGACCAACUCUGUGUAAGGGAGACAUUGAAUUCGAUAAAGUAUCCUUUGUCUACCCUACGCGUCCUUCACAACUGGCGAUCAAAGAUGCGAGCAUGUUCUUCCCUGCCGGAGAGACUACAUUCGUAGUAGGCAGAAGCGGUUCUGGGAAAAGCACUCUUGGGCAGUUGCUCUUGCGAUUCUACGAUCCCCUGGAGGGCACCAUUCGACUGGAUGGACAGCCGCUGAAAUUAAUCGAUGCCCACUGGCUCCGUGAAAACGUUACCCUGGUGGAACAACAUAGUGUACUAUUCGACGACUCGAUAUACAACAACAUUGCGAUCACAAGGUCCAAAAACGGAAUGCCCGAACUCGAUAGUGUCAAGGAGGCUGCUCAGUUUGCUCUGCUCCAGCAAACGAUCAAUGACCUCCCCGAUGGCUUCGACACGAUUGUUGGUUCGAAAGGGAGCACAUUGAGCGGCGGCCAAAGACAACGUGUCGCUUUGGCCCGGGCCCGGCUUCGAGAUACAGCAAUUCUCAUCCUAGACGAGUCUACUAGUGCGUUGGAUUACAUCACAAGAUCAUUGAUGCUCGAAGCUAUUCGAGCCUGGCGUCGUGGCAGGACAACGAUCGUCAUUACCCACGACAUAUCUCAGAUCCAGCCCCAGGAUUAUGUUUUCGUUCUUGACAACGCCCAAGUCGUCCAAGAAGGAUACAGGAAAACGAUGGAGGAAGUUAAAGGCUCGCCAUUCUAUACAUUCUUGACAGAGCCGGUGCCUUCGCCAACACAAUCGCUAGAUGACGCAGACCCUCUGGAUAACUUCGAGGAACGAUCUUCUUGGACUGUGUCCGGGUUAGGCCUGAAAGGGAUACAUUUUCCAGCUCAAGACGGUAGUCGUCUAUCAGAUGAAUCAAUCGAUCCUCUAGAUGCGUAUCUGCAAGAGCGUUCCGAAACGCCCAUGAGGCCGAUCUCAGCGGUAUUUGCUAGUCCUCUGGGUCAAGACCCUCGGAGAUUAUCUACGGCUCAUCACACCUCACCGUACUGGAGAUUCACCGCGAACAGCCUCAGCGCAGAACCAAACUCAGCAACCAUUCGUCAAGGAUCUACACACGACCUCGAGAAGUAUACAUUCGUCGAUCCAGAUCCCAAAGUCUUGCCAAAGCCCUCUCCUAGGGCGAUCAGUCGCUCGGGGACACCAGUCCAGCGAAUGGUCUCGGGCGCAGAUAGACUGGCCGCUAGGGCGAGGGAGUCGACAACUAGCGAUAGCCCUCCAGCGAAGAUAUCGCGCGGUAGAAGUGUACGCCAAUUACUACGGAACCACCAGCAUCCGCGACACCAGGCUGUGAAGCCACUUAGUACACUGAAGAUUUUAUCCACUAUCUGGCCACAACUAGAUUGGCUGGCUCGCCUAUAUCUUGUUUUGGCAUUCCUUACUGCAUGUGUGCAUGCUGCUGCUACCCCAGUUUUUUCGUAUGUCUUCGCUCAUCUCAUCUCUACGUUCUACAUUUCGACGAAUCGCAGCCAGAACGCCAUGAUUUACUCGCUAUCAAUCCUGGGCUUAGCGUUUGUCGAUGGCGCCGCGACCUACGUCUUCCACUUUCUUUUUGAGUAUACCGCGCAGGUUUGGAUUACCAGCACGAGGAUCGAAGCAAUGAAACGGCUGCUCGACCAACCCCGACAAUUCUUCGACGAACAAGGCAACGAGGUGUCGAUUUUGGCUGAAUGUCUGGAUCAUUUCGCGGAAGAAACUCGCAACAUGCUUGGCCGUUUCACAAGCAUUAUCUUCGUUGUGGUUUUGAUGAUGCUCAUCGCCCUGGUUUGGAGUCUAAUUUCUUGCUGGAAGUUGACUCUGGUCACCAUUGCCAUUGCUCCAAUCAUGUAUGCUGUGAGUGCAAGUUACCAUAGCAUUAGUGGGAAGUGGGAAGGCCACUCAAACGAGGCAGACGAAGCUGUGGGGAUAGUACUCCAUGAGACGCUGACAAAUAUUCGGACUGUCCGCGCUCUCACGCUAGAGAAGGUCUUCCAUCGGAAAUACGUAGAUGCCACCACCGCCGCCCUCAAAACUGGACUGAAAAGAGCACUUUACUCAGGAAUCUUCUUUGGACUCAGCAACGCUUGUAUGCUAUUUUUCCAGGCCUUCCUGUUUUGGUACGGAUCCACCCUCAUGAAGUCCGGCGCCUUCAAUGCCACAGAUGUCAUUCAGACCCUCACCAUCCUUCUUAUGAGCACAAACUAUGUUACCACAACGAUAGUGUUCAUCCCCCAAAUUGGAGCGGCACAGGAUGCAGCGGCACGCCUUCUACGUCUUGCCAAUUUGUCACAAAACUCACACGAGCAUGUUGGCACAGUACAAAUUUCAUCUGCUGGAAGCAUUGUCUUGCAUAACCUCAAAUUCGCGUACCAUUCGCGGCCCACUCAUUCUGUGCUCCAUCAAAUCAACAUGGAAUUCCCCCCUAGUAGCUGCAUCGCCAUUGUAGGAGCUUCAGGCUCCGGAAAGUCCACCGUCGCCUCCCUUCUCCUCAAUCUAUACCCAUCCGACCCCAGCAACUCCAAGCCGACCGAAAUCACCGUCUCCGGCCGCGACCUGAAGCGCAUCCACACGCCCACCCUCCGUUCUCUCGUCUCAAUAGUCUCCCAGAACCCGACUCUCUUCCCCGGCACCAUCGCCGACAACAUCGUCUACGGCCUUCCCUCUUCUUCCCCACACACAGCCCUGCCAAACAUCCGCAUGGCAGCCGCGGCCGCCGGCAUCGACGACUUCAUCGAGAGUCUGCCAUCCGGCUACUUCACCGUCGUAGGCGAAGGCGGCAUGGGCAUCUCCGGCGGCCAAGCCCAGCGCAUCUCCAUCGCUCGGGCUCUGGUUCGUCACCCAGAUGUCCUAAUCCUCGACGAAGCGACCAGCGCUUUGGACGUCGAGUCUGCGACUAUCAUCCGCGAAUCCAUCCGGAGGCUCAUCGCGGACGCCCAGAACGACGCGGCGUCCUCGUUUCGGAGGCCCUCAGUACCUGAUACAGCGAGUUUGGCGGGAAGUCACGGCGGCGAGGGUUCGAGAAGUAUGACUGUGAUUAUCAUUACGCAUUCGCGCGCCAUGAUGGAAAUCGCGGAUAAGAUUGUUAUGUUGGAUCAGGGGUGCGUUGUCGAGGAAGGUGGGUUUGAGGAGCUGAGGCGGCGGAAGGGGGAGUUUGCGAGGUUGUUGGAGUUUGGGGGGCUGGAUGAUGGGCAGAUGCAGGUUGAGAGGGAGAGACUGGAGACGGGGUGGAAGGGGAAGGCCAAGGAUGUGAGGAGUUGA